Messenger RNA from Hemisphaericaspora subhashii, 2994 nucleotides. RefSeq lists its product as uncharacterized. Gene Ontology annotation, biological process: proteolysis. The transcript has a single exon. The record is from RefSeq and is a predicted model, not a curated record. NCBI's taxonomy places the organism in Eukaryota, Fungi, Ascomycota, Pichiomycetes, Serinales, Debaryomycetaceae. Gene Ontology annotation, molecular function: metalloexopeptidase activity. Bases 1 to 2994 code for a protein of 997 amino acids.
AUGACAGAUAAUAAUAAUCGACCAUUGUCAUCGUCACGGAAUGGAGAAGGGGAACUGAACAAUUCUACAACUCGUUCAUUUAGAGGAAUGAAUGGUAAUGGUAAUCACCAACAGCGACAAGGUGAACAUGAUAAUCCAAAUAUGUUUAUUCGAUUCUUCAGGUCUGUUUUUGGAUAUAGAAAGACUUCCUUAACAUUGUUUGUAUUUUUAACUAUAUUUGCUACUGGUUUAUUAUCCUUUAUUGAUAACAAUCUUGAAUUUACAAUUGACUUACCAUCUGAUAAUAUUGAAAAGGAGAUUUUAGAUAUGUCUUGGUUAGACUUACAGAAAAUCGCAAGCCAUCAACAUACUUAUGGAUCUCAUGCGAAUGACAAGGUGCAUGACUAUUUAGAGAAAAGAAUCCUGUUGUUGACUAGAAGAAAGCCAUAUGGUGAAUAUGAUAAUGAUUUAGAUACUGAAAACAGAAUCUUGUUUAAUACAGGUACAGUCAAUUCUACCACAGUAGCAUAUUAUGAAAGUAAUAAUGUCCUUGCCAGAAUUAAUGGAACUGAUCCAGCACUUCCAGCUCUUCUUUUAAGUGCACAUUAUGACUCUGUACCUUCUAGUUUUGGUGUUACCGAUGACGGAAUGGGAAUUGCCAGUUUAUUAGGAGUAUUAACAUAUUUUACAGAAAAGUCUACCCCUCAACCAAAAAGAACAAUAAUAUUCAAUUUCAAUAAUAAUGAAGAGUUUGGUCUUUAUGGUGCAAGUGCUUUCUUAUCACAUCCAUGGUCUGAGCAAGUGAAAUUCUUUUUGAAUUUAGAAGGUACUGGGGCCGGAGGAAAGGCAAUUUUAUUUAGAGGAACUGACUAUGGAGUUACCAAAUUUUUCAGAAAUGUGAGAUAUCCUUAUGCAACUUCAAUGUUUCAGCAAGGUUUCAAUAAUCGUUUAAUUCAUAGUGAAACUGAUUAUAAGAUUUACACACAAGUAGGUGGAUUACGUGGAUUGGAUUUAGCAUUUUUCAGGCCAAGAGAUAUUUAUCAUACCGCUUCAGAUAAUAUAAGAAAUGUCAAUAUUAAAUCGUUGUGGCAUAUGUUAUCAAAUUCACUCGACUUCACCAAUUCAUUUGUUAAUGAAGAAACUGAUUUAGAUUUUGACAAUGAUGAAACCAAUACUGUGAACAAUGAUUUUGCUGCCUACAUGACUUUCUUAAAUUUCUUUUUUGUCAUGCCAAUCUCGAGCCUCAUUCUCAUCAAUCUGAUUCUACUCAUUUUGGUACCUCUUCUAAGUGUUCCAUUACUUGUCAUUAUUUUGAAGUACAGGCAAAACUGGCAAUUGACAGCAGUCAAUGUACUCAAAUUUCCAAUAGCAGUUACAAUAUCAACCAUUGUUUUGAACAUGAUCGUGACAAAAGGUUUCCAAACUAUGAAUCAAUAUUUACCUAGUUCCAACCCAAUGCUUUUAGUCGCUACAACCACGUCUAUAUUGAUGAUUAUCUAUUAUCUUUGUUUUAAUGCUAUUAAUUUAGUUUUUAUAAACUAUAAAGUUUUGAACCAUGAUGAAAAAUUGAUUGUUAUUGUGGAAACUUCUUUCCUUUAUUGGUUGGCCCUUAUCUACAUCACGAGCAAUUUUACCCAAAAUGAACUUGGCAAUGAUCAUACUGGUGAAUUUCCAGUUGCAAUUUUGUUUACUGUUCAAGCAGCUGGUGCUCUCCUUGGGUUACUUGGUUGGUCAUUCGCACAGGGCCAAAAGAUUGUUGAUCACGAAGAAGAAGAAGCAUCUCCGUUGUUGGGAGAUGAUGCCCAUCAAUAUGGCGCAGGUGCCAACCAAGAAGAAGACGGAUUACUCUCUCCACAAUCAACAACCAGCUAUUUAGAAGACAAUGAAGGAAAUUUACAACAUUUAGCUAAGCAUUUCGGUUAUGACUGGUCCUUACAAUAUUUAGUUAUCGUGCCGCUUUCGUCUCUAAUUGUUUACAACUCCGGGUGGUUGAUUAUUAACGGUCUCAACAAAUCCAUUCAAGAAUCGCUUGCUUCUGAAGAAUUAAUUUAUGGUUUAAUUCAGUUGUUUGCUCAAGUAUGGGUCUUACCAUUUUUGCCCUUUAUCUUCAAGUUUAAUCGAGUGAUAGUUAUGAGUCUUACAUUAUUUGCUGCAAUGGGUGUGACGUUCAUUUCCUUCCUUGAACCAUUUAAUGCGGCGAAUCCCCUCAAAUUAAGGGUUAUUCAACAAGUUGAUUUGGUCAAAUCUUCUACAGACAGUUACGUUCGUGUAUUUGGAAGAGAAGGGGUUUCCCGAGGUAUACUUGAAGACUUACCAUCAGUUAAGGUUAGCGGGGAAAAUGUUACUUGUGAUUCGUUAGCUGAUGGAAAUGAAGUUUGUUCCUACAGGAGUGUGCUUCCACCUAACAUCAUCCCAGAGGUAAAAGAUUUCAAUGACUACCUUCAAAUCCAAAUUGUUAAGAAUUCCACUGAAAAUCACAACUUACCUUAUGGCCUUCUUCAAGGAGAAAUAAGAAUUAAAGCACCUGAAAAUAGAAUGUGCAAUUUGAACUUUGACAAGACCAACAAAAUUGUCGGAAAACACAACUAUAGGGAUUCACCAGUGAAAACUGUAAUUGUAUAUGCGGAAAAAAACAACGAUACGAAAAGUAUGAACUUGAAUGCAGAAGUUAAUAAUAUCCCAAACGGAUUUUCUCGAGAUGAUGAUGGAAAUUAUUUGUUUAAAGAUGUCUCGGGGAUUGAUAGUUUGUACCUCAAUAAACUCGAUUGGGAAAAUGAGUUACAUAUUGGUUUCCAAUGGUUGCCAAAUGUCAUUGACUCUAGCAGUGGUGAUAUCAAUACUUUGGGUGUUCAUAUUGAAUGCUUCUGGGCCGAUUUGAGUCCCGUCAAAGGCGAUAAUGGUGUAGAUUUGGCCAUACCUGCUUAUGAAGAAUUGCUACACUAUAGUCCAAAUUAUGUAAGUUGGGCUAAUAGAGAUAGGGGCCUACUUUCUGUUUCAACACAUGUCCAAGUGUAA